AUGAGGAGGAAACUUGCUAAGAAAGGAACGGCAAAUGAUAAACAAGUGCCUAGUACUUCUCAGAGCAAACGAUCGAAGGCGGAUGAGGCUAUGCCGACGAAAAUUCUGAAGUUUAAGUUGAACAUGUCAGAUUAUAGUUCUAGUAAUAGAAUGUCAGGGUGUGGUGGUGAUAGUCUGCCAUCUGUGACAACAGAUGCCUAUUCUGCUUUAUUGGCCGGCCAAGCGGAUAACUACUUAGUCUGUGGAAAUGUACACAACAUCGCAAUUUACAAUGCAUCCAAUAGACGUCUGCAUAAUGAUACCAUAGCAGAAAUAGACUGUGACGAAGGCUACUACAACAUUAACGACGCUCAAACAAGCGGAAUUUCAACUGCAACAAUAAGGUGUUCUGGGAAUGGAACAUGGGUGAAUAUGCCUACGUGUGUUCGGAAAGAUUGUGGAAAGCUAGACCAGCUGAAUAUAUCAAAUGCUAAACUGAGGCUCUUUGUAACUGAUACAAAAUACCAGUCGAAUGCUGUCAUAGCCUGUGAUACUGGAUAUACUGAUCAACAUAAACAUCAAGCAGUGGAUACAUCAACAACCUUGAUCAAGUGUUCCGCCAAUGGAACAUGGACUAAUGUACCGAAGUGUGUAAGGAAAGAUUGCGGCAAUAUAUACAACCUCAACAUAGACAAUGCAGCCCAUAGACGUCAGUAUAACGGCACCAAGUACACUUCAACAGCAGAGAUAGACUGUGACGAGGGAUACUAUAACACCAAGGUCACUCAAACGACUGGAAUAUCAACUACAACGAUACGUUGUUCUGAGCAUGGAAUAUGGGUGAAUAUACCCACAUGUGUACGGAAAGAAUGUGGAGACUUAAGUCUGUUGAAUAUAUCAAAUGCUGAGAACAGGGAUCCCAUUAAUGGCACGAAAUACAACUCGAUUGCAAAUAUUAGCUGUGAUGCAGGAUAUAAUAAUCAAAAUGAAAGUCAGUCAGAAGGAAUUGCAAGUAUUUUUAUAAGAUGUAAUGAAAAUGGAACAUGGGUAAAUCAACCGAGGUGUGUCAGAAAGGACUGUGGUGAUUUAAACAGUAUCAGCAUAGACAAUGCAGUCAAUAGACGCCAGCAUAAUGACACCAAGUACAAUUCUACAGCAGAUAUAGACUGUGAUGAAGGAUACUAUAACAAAAAGCAAAACCAAACAGCUGGAAUAUCAACUACAACAAUAAGUUGCUCGGAACAUGGAAUAUGGGUGAACAAGCCUACAUGCAUACGGAAAAACUGUGGUGAUGUGCAUAAUAUCAACAUAGACAAUGCAGCCAAUAGACUCCCGAACAAUGAUACAAAGUACGGGUCUACAGCAGAUAUAGACUGUGAUGAAGGAUACUAUAACAUAAAUUACAUUCAAACGGCUGAAAUAUCAACUACAACAAUUCAUUGUUCCGAGAAUGGAACAUGGAAGAAUAUACCUUCGUGCAUACGGAAAGACUGCGGGUCUUUAUCAACUCCACGGAAUGGAAAUAUCGCAUUUGAACAUAAUGAUACAUUCUAUGGAUCUAAUGCCACAGUCACGUGCCAUGAUGGGUACAGUGUGGCUGGCCCAGACAAUAUUGUGUGUGAGAAGACAGGAAACUGGAGUAGCUACAUAACACAUUGUCAAAUUAAUGAAUGUAAAUUACCUGAGGCUGGUAAUACUUUUACCCAGUUUGUUAACGCUUCAACGGAAACGACGUACCAUUACGGGGACCUUCUUCUAUAUCAGUGUGAUAUAGGUUAUGAGUUUGCUAAAGAUGCAUCUCAAAAUCUAACAAAAGCAGUGCGCUGUACAGAUAGAGGAUUCUUUGAACAUUUAGAAACAUGUACACGAAAAGCUAUACUGAAUACAAAAAAGCCAGAAAUAUGCUUUAACUGCGACGAUAUGUCAAGUCCCGAGUACUGUGACAUUGUUGCACGAUGCCAGAAGAACCAGGUUUGCUACACAGAGUCAUAUCCGUCUGUCCACGGAAAGGUAUUUCGAUCUGGUUGUAUGGAUGAACAUAAAUGUCACAGAGAAGAGAAUAGCACCUCUAGUGCAGUAUGUGUUGAAUGUUGCUCUACUGAUAUGUGUAACAACAAAGGCUGUGGAAAUUCCGACUUCCCUACACGCGAACACAGAGGUCCUAUGUGUUUUGAUUGUCAUCAUACUGGAGACAUAAAUUCGUGUAGCAAGGUUACAAUGUGUUCAUCGGACCAGGUGUGCUCUAUAGGAAGAUACCAGUGGGGAGAUAGUUUCCAUUACAAGCUUGGCUGCACUCACCAUCUGUGUAACCCAGUAUUUCGGCACAUUUUACGUUCUGUACCAUCCUGCCAUUCGUGUUGUAAUGACGAUUACUGUAACCGGAAUUGCUCAGUUAGUAAUUCGGUACCCGGAGAGAUAUUUGUCGGAUAAAACAAAGACACUCUACAAAAGUCGGAGAAAUGAUUUUCAGAACAUUUGGCUCAUCAAUAUAUAAAGAAUAUAAAAGGCGUUCGUGUUCUUCUUCUGACAUUUUAGAAAUGUUACCAGUUUGCUUUUCGACGUAGAUACUCAUGGCUACAUGUCACCCUUGGAAUUUAAAUCAAUUAGAUCAAUAUACGAAACUACUGCUGUUUUGACUUUUGGAAAAUCAAAUAUAUAAAGAAAGCAUUG
This is a messenger RNA of Mercenaria mercenaria, 2649 nucleotides long. RefSeq names its product sushi, von Willebrand factor type A, EGF and pentraxin domain-containing protein 1-like. Bases 1 to 2409 code for a protein of 802 amino acids. The record is from RefSeq and is a predicted model, not a curated record. Lineage: Eukaryota; Metazoa; Mollusca; Bivalvia; Venerida; Veneridae. The transcript is spliced from 17 exons.